AUGAAACGCGCUCGAACAGAGAAAGGAUCUGUAGCAACCUCCGCUGCUACUACUAAAAAGCCUAAAACUCAGGCAUGCGCAUCAUGCCGCAAACAAAAAACAAGAUGUGAACUGCUCGACACCUCCUCUGAUCCUGUCCAAUGCCAUAGGUGCAAGGUUAUUGGCAUUCAUUGCAGCUAUGAAGAAACCCUUGUGCCGUCAGCUGCAAACGGAAUCCCGAUGGAAGAGCCCCCAAUAGUGUGCACUUGGUCACGAUGGCGCCGACCAAAACCAAAACCAGCCCCAGCUCCUCCGCCAAAAGACCGUCUUUGGGACUUUGUCAGUCAAGACCGCAGCCAGGCUGACUGGUCAGCGCCAAUGCUUAUGAUGCAUCAUCUCACCAACACGACGCAGUCAGACGAAGCGCGAAUUUCCCUAAAAUCACCUUUACCUCUCGAUGCCAUCCUAUCAACGGCGCAAACAGACCAAUUACUUACAAUUUUUUCCGAAAAGCUCUCGCCUUGGCUCAACUUCAAGCUCAUGCGUCAAGCCAACAGCGCCCUUCUGGAUGCUAUAUGCUGUGCUGUCGCUCUCAGAUUUGUCAAGGACAUCCCGGCUUUCACACAAUCGCAAUUGCUUGCUCUCAUUGAAGCCUCAAUCCUGGAAAUCAUCAGUGGCUCUCGUAGAUCGGCUUCCAUUGAAGCCGUUCAAGUUCUUCUCAUUUCAUCACUGUGGGAGCCAUUUUCUUUGCAACCCAAUGCAAGCGGGUCAGAGAGGCGAGAUUGCAGGGUGCUCAUCGCUUCGGCGGUUAGCAUGGCCAUGAAUAUGCGGUUGAAUCAAGCUUCAGCGAAAGCCAACAAAUUGCACAAGGCGCGCCAAAUGUCUGGAGGGAAGUUAUCGGCUGGAGAUUUUGCUGUCUUGGAGGAGGCGUCGGAACAAGCGCGUCUUUGGAUAUCGAUCGUCAAUGCUGAGUCUAUGCUUUGCAUUGGAACUGGUCGCAUUCCUUUGUCACGAAGAUCUGCAGACGACAAUAUAUUCGUCCAGCUGCCUGAAUCAUUUUCUGGGAUCAUCAACUAUGGCGAUAUGCGGCUGGGCAUUGUUGCUAUGCAGUCUUCAGUAGCAGAGAAGGGUGUCAGCUCCCGCAUAGACUCCUCUAGAGAAGCAGAUGAUUGGUACGACACCAUCUUCAACAUCUUGGAAAAUCUAAAACGUGGUCGUCGCUUUCUACUUCCCUUGCCGGUUGUGCUGGACCACCAGCAGUCCUAUUUCCACGCCCUCCACAUCUACGACGGAAUCUGCCGCCUGCUCGUACUAUAUCACGGUUUCUGGGAGGCGCGAACAUCCGUGGGACACAUACCCGUUGGAGAUUCGUGGCACGACCACUUUCGACCGCGCGGUAUCAACGUCGUCGCUGACUGGGGCCGCGACAUGAUCCAAACAUCCGAAGCAGUCUUGGUCUAUGUUCUCCAAACCGAUGUGGAGACGCUCAGGACUUUACCGGACAACUACUUUGUCAUGGUCGUACUCGCUGCGGGGUACAUCAUCGGCGUCAAGUUCCUCGUCGACAGUCCGUCUGGGGGAUGCGGCCGAUUGCUAGGUGCAAGCGAUCUCCUUCUCAAGAAGGCGACACGACAUCUGGAGAGCAUAGCGCCUGAAGGAGAGGACCAUGUGGCGCGGCGAUGCGCUACUGUGUUGGACCGGAUGAUGUUGCAAUCCGAGAAUCGUCUCCCAGUGGGCCAGAACACUAGCAAUGCGAACCAAGACGACUAUACCCUCGCCGCAUCAUCGUCAAGCUUCUCUGUGGAGGACUUACAGUAUCCCCCAAAUGAUGCUUUCUCUGACCCGGUACUUCCGUCAGACAUGGAGUUCGGUCUCUUCCUCGAAACCGCCCUUUCCUUGGAUGCACGGCUUUGGAACGACCUCCAAGAGAGUCAAGGACUCAGUAGCGGGUAUCUUGACAAAUAG
Molecule: messenger RNA, 1944 nt
Organism: Mycena indigotica
Lineage: Eukaryota; Fungi; Basidiomycota; Agaricomycetes; Agaricales; Mycenaceae
Exons: 7
Coding region: 1-1944 (647 amino acids)
Biological process (GO): DNA-templated transcription; regulation of DNA-templated transcription
Cellular component (GO): nucleus
Molecular function (GO): DNA-binding transcription factor activity, RNA polymerase II-specific; DNA binding; zinc ion binding
Source: RefSeq, a predicted model, not a curated record